CUCAAGGAGAUGGAGGUGGGUUGGGUAUUAGUGGCGGUAUCAUGAUUCUGCCAUAUGCUUCCCGCGUAAACGAAGCGCCCAUAACAAUCCCAAAUCCAAAUUGGGUCUUCUCUCUUGAGCAGAUCAUGAACCCUAGCCGCCGAUGACUUGAUUGAGAUUCUUAAUUGUUUCCAUUUUGUUGCCCUAAUUCAGAAAUAUACAAUUUGUUCAUCGUGCUCAGAAUCUGAAUCUGGGACUGAGAAACAAUGGGCAGAAUCGUUGUAGCCGCUAUCGUGAGUUUGUGGGUGGUUCCGAUCUCCAUCCUCGUCAACCGCAUUGUUCCCGAUCCUUAUAUGGACGAGAUAUUUCACAUACCUCAAGCUCAGAAAUACUGCAGUGGGAACUUCAGAAGUUGGGAUCCCAUGAUUACAACUCCUCCUGGACUGUACUAUCUUUCACUCGCCCAUGUUGCUUCUCUGUUUCCAGCCACUAUCUUUACUCAAGCAGCACCAUCAUUUUCUGAAGCCUGUUCCGUUCGGAUUCUCCGUUCAACCAAUGGGAUUUUUGCAGUUUUGUGCAGUGUUCUUGUGUAUGAGAUAAUCUCCCAUUUAAGGCCAAAUCUUGAUGAUAAGAAGGCAACAACUUAUGCUGUGAUUUUGUCACUUUACCCACUCCAUUGGUUCUUCACUUUUCUUUAUUACACUGAUGUUGCAUCACUUACAGCAGUCCUUGCUAUGUACUUAGCAUGCUUGAAGAAGAAUUACUGGUCGAGUGCAUUGUUUGGUAUCUUUGCAGUUGUCAUUCGACAAACAAAUAUUAUAUGGAUGCUUUUUGUAGCAUGCUCUGCCGUUAUUGAUACUACUCUGACUUGCCACGAUGAUAAUAUACAAAUGCAUGAGAAUGAUGUAAUGGUGGAGGAAAGUAAUCCUUUGAAUGCUAAAGGAAGUCCCAUUUCUAGAGCAAACUUGCGAAAGAGAAAGUUUAUUACCACAAAAGAUGCUGGCAAACAAUUUCGACAUAGCACAAGAUCUUCAUUGAUAGACCAGAAAUCAGGUUUAUUGGAUGAGAUCAGAGCCCUGAUAUUGACCGUGUGGCAUAUGAAAUUUAAGCUUUUGGUUUCAUUUUGCCCCUUUGUAAUUGUGCUUAUGGCGUUUGUUGCUUUUGUUCGUUGGAACGGAAGUAUCGUUCUUGGUGCAAAGGAAGCUCAUGCAGUCUCUCUACAUUUUGCACAGAUUAUGUAUUUUGGUCUUUUUUCUGCUCUAGUUAUGGCUCCAAUGCACUGUAAUCCAAGUCAAGUCAUAGAUGUGUUUCACUCACUCUGGAAAGGCAGACCUCUAAGUUUCUUACAAGUUUUCAUUGCUCUUCUUGCUGGCUUCAUCUUCGUACACUAUUUCAGCAUCGCUCACCCGUAUCUUCUAGCUGACAAUCGGCAUUAUCCCUUCUACCUAUGGCGGAAAGUUAUCAACGCGCAUUGGUCGUCGAAGUAUCUUCUCGUUCCAGCAUAUAUUUAUUCAUGGUUUUCCAUCUUCAACAUAUUAGGGAAAUCCAAGAGGAAAAUAUGGGUACUCGCAUAUUUCUUAGCCACUGCUGCGGUUCUUGUUCCUGCUCCAUUAAUUGAAUUCAGAUACUUCACUACACCAUUUUUCUUCUUGAUACUCAAUUCUGAGUUGAAUGGUAGACUAAAUUGGCUUCUGAUUGCACUUGUUUACAUAGCUUUGGAUGCCUUCACAAUGAUCAUGUUCCUGUUUCGCCCAUUUCACUGGGAAAAUGAAACUGGAAAGCAGAGGUUCCUAUGGUAGUAGUAGAUUAAAUAGUUCAAAAUGGCAGGAGUAGUACUGACUUGUAGUGUUAUCAUUUCAUAAUUGUUACUGUUUGUUUUAUAAGAGAAUUAGAGUUUAAAUCUUAAGACAUUUCUCCUCCUCCUUCCUUU
This is a messenger RNA of Cucurbita moschata (crookneck pumpkin), 1909 nucleotides long. Its product is annotated as dol-P-Glc:Glc(2)Man(9)GlcNAc(2)-PP-Dol alpha-1,2-glucosyltransferase. Gene Ontology annotation, molecular function: dolichyl pyrophosphate Glc2Man9GlcNAc2 alpha-1,2-glucosyltransferase activity. Gene Ontology annotation, biological process: protein N-linked glycosylation; dolichol-linked oligosaccharide biosynthetic process. Gene Ontology annotation, cellular component: endoplasmic reticulum. Bases 246 to 1778 code for a protein of 510 amino acids. The record is from RefSeq and is a predicted model, not a curated record. The transcript has 8 exons. NCBI's taxonomy places the organism in Eukaryota, Viridiplantae, Streptophyta, Magnoliopsida, Cucurbitales, Cucurbitaceae.